AUGACGGGGACCGACGAGGAAUUGAAGGAAGCUGCUGAAAUGGAUCACCAUCAUUUCGUCAAAACUCUGUCAGCUUUUAGGUUUUUUGGUCCACAUCUUCUUAAAAGAGUCGAACGCUCGCGAGCUUAUUAUUACUCGUUACCGUCUACUCACCAUAAACUUAUUCGUGAAUUUGAUGAUAACCUCAAAAAGGUUGAGGAAUGCAUCCUGCACAACAAUGAUUUAAUAGCCAGCAUUAUUAAACAUUCCGCUCCAGACAUUUUCAACGGGGAACAUGCUUGUGAGUUGAAUGGCACAGUUGGUUCAUCAAACGGAACAGAUUUAGAUAACAGUCACGCGGUCGGUCCCCGGGAAAAAAUUGGUCCUUUUGCAUUUACAAAUACAGAAAUGGAUAAAGUUCGAUCAGCUUUAAAACAAUUUGUAAGAGAUUGGUCGGUUGAAGGAAAACCAGAGCGGGAUAUAUGUUAUCAAUUUGUACUUAAUGAUGUUUUGGAACUGUUUAACCCAAAGAAAGUAAAUCCUGCAAAUGUCAACAUCCUAGUCCCAGGGGCUGGCCUUGGUCGAUUGGCUUGGGAACUUGCUCAUCUUGGGUACACAUGCCAAGGAAAUGAAUGGAGCUUGUAUAUGCUUAUUCCAGCUUAUUUUAUUCUAAACACAUGCAAACAAGUUAAUGAGUAUAAAUUAUAUCCAUGGAUCGGUCAAUUUUGUAAUAAUAUGUCGCGUGAAGAUCAAAUAACCCCGGUUCAUUUCCCUGAUGUAUGUCCAGCAGAUUUACCUUCUAAUGUUCAAUUUUCUAUGGCAGCUGGAGAUUUCGUUGAAAUUUAUACUGAUCCAAAUACAUGGGAUUGUAUAGCCACUGUGUUUUUCAUUGACACAGCACAUAAUAUUCUUAGUUAUUUGGAUACAAUUUGGCGUAUACUUAAACCUGGCGGUUAUUGGAUCAAUUUUGGUCCAUUAUUAUAUCAUUUCUCUGAUAUACCUGGUGAAGAUUCUUUAGAAUUAAGUUAUACAGAACUUCGUUUAGCUAUUAAACGAUUAGGUUUUGAAAUUGUGCGUGAAAAAUCUAAUAUUCAAUGUGGUUAUACACAAAAUUCAUCAUCAAUGCUAUCAUAUAAUUAUAAUUGUGUAUAUGGUUUAUUUCGUAAACCAUUUAUAACAACAAUAUCACCAACAACUGAAACGAAUGUAACAAAAUUAAUGUCAACAUUGAAUACCACUACUUCAACUAUCAAUGAUAUGAAAUAA
Schistosoma guineensis is the source of this 1245-nucleotide messenger RNA. Lineage: Eukaryota; Metazoa; Platyhelminthes; Trematoda; Strigeidida; Schistosomatidae. The record is from the annotation of a GenBank genome assembly.